CCCGAACGCUGUCCGCUGCUCGCAUCCCGCAUUACAUCUCUUCUACAUUCAGCUCUCCAGGCUUUGAUCUGAUCUGAUCUGAUCUGAUCUGAUGUGUCUCAGCCACAUUUGAUCGCAACAAAAAAAGGCAAAACUCAGUUCUCUUGUAUUUGAUUUUUAUGCAUUAAUUAUCAGGACGGAUCCUGGGAGGUGUCACAGAACUACAAUGAUUGAAAGACCAGAAUCGGCUGUUUCCAGCGUUGCGCAGAGGAAUCUGGAGGGAUAUGUGGGAUUCGCCAACCUGCCCAACCAAGUUUACCGCAAAUCUGUCAAAAGAGGCUUUGAGUUUACACUCAUGGUUGUAGGUGAGUCUGGAUUGGGCAAAUCGACACUCAUCAACUCGCUCUUUCUGACAGAUCUGUACUCCAAAGAAUAUCCAGGACCUUCUCAGAGGAUCAAAAAGACAGUGCAGGUAGAGCAGUCCAAAGUGCUGAUAAAGGAGGGGGGAGUGCAGCUCACGCUCACCAUAGUGGACACGCCAGGCUUUGGCGACGCUGUGGACAACAGUAACUGUUGGCAGCCGGUGAUCAACUACAUCGACAGUAAGUGCGAAGACUUCCUAAAUGCCGAAUCACGCGUCAAUCGGAGACAAAUGCCAGAUAACCGAGUGCACUGCUGCCUGUACUUCAUCGCCCCCUCUGGUCACGGUUUAAAGCCUCUGGAUAUCGAGUUCAUGAAGCGUCUACAUGACAAAGUCAACGUCAUCCCGCUCAUCGCAAAGGCCGACACACUCACACCGGAGGAGUGCCAGCAAUUCAAGAAACAGAUUAUGAAGGAGAUUCAAGAACACAAAAUAAAGAUUUACGAGUUUCCCGACACAGAGGAGGACGAGGACAGCAAACUCAUCCGCAAGAUAAAGGAGCGGAUGCCUCUGGCUGUUGUGGGCAGCAACGUAGUGGUGGAAGUGAACGGCAGGAAGGUCAGAGGACGCCAGUACCCCUGGGGUGUGGCAGAAGUGGAGAACGGCGAACACUGUGACUUUACUGUCCUACGGAACAUGCUCAUCAGGACCCACAUGCAGGACCUGAAGGACGUGACUAACAACGUGCACUACGAGAACUACCGCAGCAAGAAACUGGCUGCCGUCACCUGUAACGGAGUGGACGCCAGCAAGAGCAAAGGCCAACUGACCAAGAGCCCACUAGCUCAGAUGGAAGAGGAGCGGAGGGAGCAUGUGAUGAAGAUGAAGAAGAUGGAGGGUGAAAUGGAGCAGGUUUUUGAGAUGAAGGUCAAAGAGAAGAAACAGAAACUGAAGGACUCUGAGGCUGAGCUGGAGAGGAGACAUGAGCAGAUGAAGAGAAACUUGGAGGUGCAGUACAAGGAGCUGGAGGAGAAGAGAAGGCAGUAUGAGGAGGAGAAAGCAAACUGGGAGGUGCAGCAACGGCUGCUGGAGCAGCAGAAACUCGACGCCUCCAAAACCAUGGAGAAGAACAAGAAAAAGGGGAAAAUCUUUUAACGAGGCCUACGUCCUUUACCUCUGCCAGCACCACACACUCCUUUUUAAAUACCCUGCUCGUAUGAGUAACACCCCCAGGUUACACACACACACACACACACACACACAAUCACACAAUUGAUCUGCAUCCACAUGUAUUUUGGAACAUUCCAGAAGCAUGAUGAUGUUUUUUUUUUUAUCUGUAACUGAUCUGUGUCGCAGCUCUGGAAGUCCAGUUAGAUGAUGUGAGGCGCCCUCGUGUGGACGCUGACUGUUACUGCACACACAUGGCGAAGUGCAUCUUACGUUUUAAAUGACGAAGAGGAUUUAAUUUACCAGUCCUCUGAUAGCUAAUUACAAGCCUGGUCAUUCCAUUUCAAACACACACACAAACACACACACACAGCUCUCAUAUAUAUAUAUAUAUAUAUAUAUAUAUAUAUAUAUAUAUAUAUAUAUAUAUAUAUAUAUAUAUAUAUAUAUAUAUAUAUAGACUCCAUUUGAUCAUAUACACUGUGUGAUGUGUGUGUGUGUGUAGUAUAGUGUACAUAUUAGAGCCCAUAGACAAGCUCACAUUGUUUUUCUUUAAAGUACCUGACAGAUUUGAAGACAUGUCUUCAUUCUGUCCAAAUGAAACCGUUGUUUUUUUUUUUUUUGUUUUGUUUUUUUUUUUUUAUCUUCGUAAGAUAUAAUACAUUUUUCUUUCAAAAUAAAACUCCAAAAACUCACGGCAACAUCAGCUGAAAUUCCUUAUGAGUAAAUAUUAUUCGUAAUUCUACUCUUUCUCCCAAAAUGGCUUUUAUUUACUUGCUUAAAUAAAUCUCACUAAAUAAGCAGUUGAAUAUUAAAGGCUAAGCUCUCCAGCUAAUGUGUUAGCAGAGAAAAUCGUCAGGCUAGUUUAGCUAAUCAUCUUUCAAGUAACGUAAAUAUCAUAACUUUUAAAACGCUGAAAAAUUGUUUAAAAUGAUGGUCUACUGAGAAAUAGACAAAUAUCUAUAUACAGUAUGUAGAUAUAGAGAGAGAGAAAAUGCCAUUUCCGCGAUUAUGAGGUGACUGGAACUCAAAUAUCAAUAUUUUCACAUUAAGCUUUAAAUGUUUAUUAUUUUGUCAGGUUUCUCUAUAGAAAUACUUGUUAAAUAAGAGUCAUGAGCAAAUAUUUGGUUCAUUGGAAUCUAAUAAUAACAGAUAUUUGAUACUUUCGAUUCAGUUGGAGAUAUUUUCACUCGCUAAGUUUCAUUUUCUUGUCAUGUGACGUGUUGACGCGCUAAGAUUAGCUUCAGUCUGGAGAAAUAGAACAUUUACAGCAGCGUGUUGAGAUGCUAACAAAAUACACACACACACGCACGCACACACACACACACACAGAUAUACACUAUGCAAACGUGAACAGUUCUUCCAGCUCUCUCACUUAGCGAAUGCUCACUAGUAGAAUUAACGGCAGCAUGUUCUCGACCCUUUACAUUACAAUCAACAUCAACCCCAGGCACACACACACACACACACACAGACACAAACUUUUUUAUGUUUUUAUAUGUAUUCUGUUUAUAUCAUAAUGUGUUGUUUCCCUGCAUUUUAUUAUUGUCUUUUCUGUCCAUCCUAACUGUACAUUAUUACUAUUAAAGAUGAGACAGCGAUGCUAAACACA
This is a messenger RNA of Tachysurus vachellii, 3119 nucleotides long. It is a transcript of the gene septin15, whose product is annotated as septin 15. Gene Ontology annotation, cellular component: microtubule cytoskeleton; septin complex; septin ring. Gene Ontology annotation, molecular function: molecular adaptor activity; GTPase activity; GTP binding. Bases 206 to 1495 code for a protein of 429 amino acids. The transcript is spliced from 13 exons. NCBI's taxonomy places the organism in Eukaryota, Metazoa, Chordata, Actinopteri, Siluriformes, Bagridae. Gene Ontology annotation, biological process: cilium assembly; cytoskeleton-dependent cytokinesis. The record is from RefSeq and is a predicted model, not a curated record.